GACGCAUUGACGCAAUGACGCAACUACGCAAUCCGUCCCGCGCGAUUUCCGAAUGUCGGGAAUUGACGAUACCAGACAGUACCAGGAAAUAAAACAAGCAGAGUUCUGCUUAUAGUCUGAUAAACUGCGGUUAAUACCAGGAUGGUACAAGAGUUUCAUGUACUGAGGUGUUUUUCUUGCAAGACAUUUCAAGUACAACAGGUCAGAAAGAGCAAAAAAUGGAGCUGCAAGAUGUGUGGAGAAAAACAGUCACUUAUAAAGGAAUACGGCAGAGGGACUGGUGCGGACUGUAGACGCCACGUACAGAAGCUGAAUUCAUUGCGCGGAGAGCUGCUACAGGUAGAAAAUGAAAGAGCUUGGACUCAGUGGGAGAAGGAGGAGGAGGAGUGUGAAGUUGAAGUCGGCUCUGGAGACGAGACUCAAAGUUGGGAGCAAAAGGGGCAGACACAGGUUGUAAGCCGCUGGAGUAAAUACGUGGACCAGAAAGAGAAUGGGCCAGGAUGUGAUGAAGAUGAGCAUGAGGAGGAAGAGAACAUUUACACAGACACAGAGCAGUGCCAUCAGCGUAGUAACAUCAGCAGAAAAAGGAAGAAAAGCUUUACUUCAGGGGCCGCUUGUGGACGCUACACUGGAGGUGGAGAUGAGGACAUGGACACUGCUCAUUGGGGGGCUAGGGGCCUGCCAUCUCAGCCUCGUCGGCGUGAUGGCACUUUCAAAUCAUUGCCUCAGGUACCACACUCUUCGACAGGAUUCCCAAACACCAGUACAAGCCAGAGAACUGAUGCUCUUUGUGAUUCUCUAGCUCCAUCACUGGGCUCGAAACACAUUAGUGCAAAUACUGGUAUAUGUUCCGAGUUCACUGGAGCAGAUAAGAAAUCUUCUGCUGAGUUAAGCGCCAAGCCUCAGACCUCAGUUCCCUUAAGCAGUUUCUUUGCACAAUCAUUCUCACAUCAGCAACCCAGUGAAUCUAAACUGGAAGCCAAGGACUCCAAGUGGGCUCGAUUUCUUCCAUCUGUCUGUGUUGAAGAAGACAAGCAUGAGGGAGACAGGGGUGAGGAUGCUCAGUGUGCGGAUGUAGACCACUCAGCACUGGCUCAGAGCCCAGUGAUGCCUGUAGCCACAGUUCCUCUUAAAAACACAGGCUGUAUGAGCAGUGGAGGAAGUGAAGGAGCUCGAUUGGAUAAGGUGUUUGGUGUAGAAAAGGUGACUGUUUUUGAGAAACUGAGUCACUGUGUGAAAGGAAAUGUGUGCAAACAGCCUAACAGUCCUACCAUCACAUCAAAGCCUGUUGACUCUCAAAAGCCUGUGUGUGUUCAGCCACUACCUAUUAAAAGGCCAUGUCCUGCCCUUUCCUUUAGCACAUUAUUCCAUACAGAUGAGGACUUUGAUGACACAUAUUAAUCUGUUACUAUUCAUCAUUGACCUAUUGGAAGUGUACCUACAAAUGGACAAAAAUAACAUACUGCGAUUGUGAUCAUCCUUGUAAUAUUGAUUAAUAUUAUAAGAUAAAUAUUGUACCAUUUUUAACAUUUUAGAAUAAUCCAGACACAUCUUGAGUGC
This is a messenger RNA of Pangasianodon hypophthalmus (striped catfish), 1560 nucleotides long. RefSeq names its product MRN complex interacting protein (gene mrnip). Gene Ontology annotation, biological process: mitotic G2 DNA damage checkpoint signaling. The transcript has 7 exons. Lineage: Eukaryota; Metazoa; Chordata; Actinopteri; Siluriformes; Pangasiidae. Gene Ontology annotation, cellular component: nucleus. Bases 142 to 1401 code for a protein of 419 amino acids. Gene Ontology annotation, molecular function: chromatin binding. The record is from RefSeq and is a predicted model, not a curated record.